Paramisgurnus dabryanus is the source of this 1490-nucleotide messenger RNA. RefSeq names its product growth factor independent 1A transcription repressor a (gene gfi1aa). Gene Ontology annotation, molecular function: DNA-binding transcription factor activity, RNA polymerase II-specific. The record is from RefSeq and is a predicted model, not a curated record. Lineage: Eukaryota; Metazoa; Chordata; Actinopteri; Cypriniformes; Cobitidae. Gene Ontology annotation, cellular component: nucleus. Gene Ontology annotation, biological process: regulation of transcription by RNA polymerase II.
CAGGUCGAGUGCUGUAGUUCAUCUCUAGCGGAGCGCACGAGCACAGCGGACGCGCACAGCGCAACAGGUAUAGGAUUGGAGUGCCGUGAGUGAUUGGUGACCCUGAACCUGAUAACGAAGAGUAAACAUGCCGAGGUCGUUUUUGGUGAAGAGCAAACGGGCGCACAGUUAUCACCAACCCCGUUAUCUGGACGACAACUACAUCCAAAUUGAGAAACUUUAUACAUGCCAAGAAAGUCAAAUGGUACAGGGCUCUGAGAACACAGUGGAUGCGGGCGAGGAUCCGGGUAACCAUUCCCCAAAAGCCAGCAUGGUGUGCACGGCGGAUCAAUCCUCUCAACAAUCUCCACUGAGCUGCGAGGGCAGUGUGUGUGACCGCUCAUCGGACUAUGAGGACUUUUGGAGACCUCGGUCAUCGAGAGAGUCUACAGAUAUGGAUAAAUGCCCCGUGUCAUCUCCGGACGACUCUCAGCCUUUCGACAUGUCUUUCCGCCCUUAUGUUUGGGCCCAUUCAACAUCCGAGCUCAGGCACCUCAUUCAGUCUUGCAGUCGUGUUCCUGUCCCUGAUUCAGAGACAUCAAUUGGGUUGUUUGAUGCCAUGGAAAGAAGGCCAGGUUCUCAUCUCCUCAUUGAACCAACCCAACCCAGCCGAUUUUAUCAGGACUAUGGCUCUCUGAACACUAACCUGAUGGAUAGCAGCUUUUACGCAGAUUUCAAGAUGUCAAAUAAAGGAUCAGAGAUUGAUUCCGAUUCGAAUAUACUGUGCAGCCGACUUCAACUAAACGCAUCGUACAAAUGCGUAAAAUGCACUAAGGUGUUUUCGACUCCACAUGGGCUGGAGGUUCACGUGCGACGAUCACACAGCGGCACGAGGCCUUUCGCAUGUGAAAUCUGCGGCAAAACGUUCGGCCACGCGGUCAGCCUGGAGCAACAUAAAGCUGUCCAUUCACAAGAGAGAGUCUUCAGCUGCAAAAUUUGUGACAAAAGCUUCAAGAGGUCUUCCACUUUGUCCACGCACCUUCUCAUCCACUCGGACACGAGACCAUACCCCUGUCAGUACUGCGGCAAACGAUUUCACCAGAAAUCAGAUAUGAAGAAACACACGUUCAUUCACACAGGUGAAAAGCCGCACAAGUGUCAAGUGUGUGGCAAGGCCUUCAGUCAGAGUUCAAACCUCAUCACACACAGCAGAAAGCACACGGGAUUUAAGCCGUUUGGAUGUGAUCUGUGUAGCAAAGGCUUUCAGCGUAAAGUAGAUCUGAGGAGACAUAAAGAAACGCAGCAUGGUCUCAAAUAAGACCGUACAGACAAUAAAAUAAGUAUUUUUAUUUGUUUUGACACUAUAGGUUGUAAAAUUAGACGGGUUAUGUUGUGUAUGUGUGUGUGUGUGUUUUUUUAUCUGUUUAAUUGCCUAAUUAAUUUAUUUGACGCAUUUUAUAACAAGAUGUGAUUUUUUCUGCAAAAGAUAAAUAAACUGAUGCACAAAUGAU